Aphanomyces invadans is the source of this 4650-nucleotide messenger RNA. RefSeq lists its product as hypothetical. The transcript has 7 exons. NCBI's taxonomy places the organism in Eukaryota, Oomycota, Saprolegniomycetes, Saprolegniales, Verrucalvaceae. Gene Ontology annotation, molecular function: chloride channel activity. Gene Ontology annotation, biological process: chloride transmembrane transport. The coding region runs from base 35 to 4570 and encodes 1511 amino acids. The record is from RefSeq and is a predicted model, not a curated record.
GUCGUCGCCGUGUCUGUUCGCAGAAAGAUCCGUCAUGAGCAGCUCGAACGGGGUUGUGACGCCACUUCCGGACGUCCUCGUCGAAGCUACAGACUUGCCACCACCACCACCACCAGCAUCGCAACAAGCCGGUGAUGAGGUGCCGUCGGACGCUCGACCUCGUGACCCCAUGGCACCGCUACCACCACCUCCGCCACCUUCGCUACCGGACUUGAUAUCCAAGACCAUCGCGCCCGUGCCAGGGAAGGUCCUAUCCACUCUGGAGAUUGAACAAGACGAACUGCGGUCCAAGAUCCGAGCGCAUGUUGGACAGUCGCUACGGGCCAUGCGAGAGCAGAAACGUCGCGAAAGCCGCCGGUUCUGCGGUUUGUCGCGCGCCGACGUCUUUGAGUGGAUGCGCGCGGUGCUGGGCUGCGCAGAUGCCGACGCGUCCGACUCGGCCGACGACAGCGACUCGAAGAUCUUCACAACUAAGAAGUUCCUUGGUGGCGUCGAAGAGUUUUCGUGCCUCACCGACCGCGAAUUGUCGCAGCUCGCGCGGCUCGCUGAAAUGCGAACGUACACACGCGACGAAGUCAUUGUGUUGGACGAAGUGAAAGCUGAUGGUCUGUACAUCCUCAUGUCUGGCAAGGCCACGCGCGCGUACGUUGUGGGCGGUGCCGUCUUGGACGAUAUAUCGUUGCCCAUGGAGCCGAUCGAGUACCAAGAAGCCUUUGGCAUGAACAUUCCAGCGAUCACGAAAGGCGACGAGCACGUGGAGUCGACUGUGACAGCUGUGUCCGAGCGCGUCGAGUGCCUCUGGCUGCCGCACCUGGUCGUGCGGAUGCUCAAUAUUCAGCCGCGCAUGGACUACGAGUUUGUCUUGAUUUUGAAAAAUCAUGAUGGCAUCACGGACGCCGACUACAAGCAACAGGAAGUCGUGCUGUCCAACAUCCUCCAAGCCGGCCUCCACGUCACCGUCCUCGCCAACACACGCAACACGGUCGGAAAGAUCAUUCUCCUUCUCAACGCACCGCUUUGGCUCCUCGCGCGCGAAGACAAGCUCAUGAAAAUGGAGCGGAUCGUCGAGUACCAUUCGGAAGAAGAUGCCAAGUCGCUGGGCGACGAGUACGGGGCCAAUGCCGAGACGAUGACGGCGGCGGAUCGCAUUGCCGCGUUUGCAUCGAUCCUGACUCGCCCCGCGACGGAUCGCCCACCCGGCGUCGGCCUCCGCGGCAUCGAGAACAACCAAGACCCUGUCAUCCACGACGUAUUUCCCCUGCACGAUCCAAAUGUGACGGACUUCAUCACGUCAUCUUGGUUCAAGGAAGCGCUGUCGGCAUCGACCCGCCGAUUGUUCCUUCUUCGGACCAAGGACCAUUUUGGUCUGCACAUUGCGUUUUACACGGCGUUCGUUCGGCUGUACUGUGCGUCGCUCAGCACACCUUGUCUGAUCGGCGUCGUGCUGUGGGUCGUGUGGCGCCAAGCAGACUACCACACGUACAUGCAAGCGCUUGGAAUCUACGGGCUCUUUGUUGCGUUUGUUUGGGCGCCGUCCGUGCUGAAGCGGUGGAAACGAUACCAAUGCUCGCUCCUCGUUGAGUGGGACCUGCUCCAGGCCAAGGAGGUCGAGUACCCGAACCAAGAGUUCAAGGACUACGUCGUCGAAACGAUCAACGUGGCCAACGAAGGUGACCCCCCCGACUUUGUCGACGUCAAAAUGUACGACCGGCGCCGCCGGUACCCCAAGUAUGUCUUGUUUGGUGCGUUUUCCGUUGUGUGCUGCGUCCUCCUCUUUGUGUUUGUCAUGCUGUACUGCCAAUGGUACAUCAUUGCCGUGAUGACCCCCAUGUGCGAUGACCCGCGGUGCCCGGCGUUCUUGGACUCGGCGACUUGCGUCAACCAGUGCGAGCUCUUGCUCCAGCAAGGCAAAAAAUACAACUUCCUCCGCGACAUUCGCGCGUCCGUGCGGGGGUGCCACGGCUACUGCGACACGACCACGUUUGAUCCGUCCUAUUAUAGCUGCGACACGCCCCUCAUUGGGUGCUUUACAACGGAGCGCGGGGUUGUUGGCACGGCUCGAUGGACGUACGUCCUGAUCCAGGGCAUCGUGCUCGGGCUAACCCUCGACAUUGUGUUCCUCGCGAUCUUUGAGUUGAUUGCGUCGGUUUUCAACAAGUGGGAAAACUACCCCACGCUCCAGGAAAACAAUCGUCGGUUCGUCGAAAAGAUCUUUGUCUUCAACUGGGUCGGGUACUUUUACUGGUUCUUCCUUCUCGCGUUCUUGUACACGCCGUACGGCGACCAAGUCCAGGGAUUCAUCCGCGAGCACAUCGACACGAACGCGUGGCUCACGGGCAACGGCCGGUUCAAGUUUAGUCGGUAUUGGGUCCCGGGCUUGGUCGGGAUGGAUUCUGCGUUCGUGACGCCGCUGAUUGUGACGCAGGCGCUCAACUUGAUCAUCAAUACGUUUGUCCCGUACUUGCUACGCCGCGCGGUCGUUUCUGCCCGGGACACGUAUCUCGUGAGCAAGGAUCAGCUAAGCCUCAAGCUCAAGAACGGACUCAAGAUGCAUUUUCAAACGACGGUGCAUCUCACGCAAAGCGCGGCCGAUUUGGCCCAAAACACAACGCACAGCGCGGCGGCGGUCGUUCGGCGCAGCAAGCUCGCGUUGCUGCGCCAAUCGCUGCCGAACGCCGACGACAGUGCAGCCGUCGUGGCAGCUGCGACCACUGACGACGACUUGACCGAGAUGGAGAAAGACGAGCUUGCUCAGUACUUGUCGGAAAAGAAACCAAUACGUGCCGCGGACGUCGAAGCCACGAUCGACGCGCUGUUUGCCAACCUGUCGAGCCACCACAGCCGCAUGAAUCAAAUCUGCUUGAAUGUAAGGCGGGACGACUUGGACUCGUACCAAGUCACAAGCUACGACUGGAUCGACCGCAUCACGCAAGACAUUGAACACAACAAGAAGCACGAAUGCAUUUGGGAAGAUCCAUUGCACAAUGCAUCGGCGAGCGGCAAGGACCGCCCCGCGUUUCGCCUUCGAUUGAUCAAAGAAUGGAGGUGCCGCAACUACGUGUACAACGCGGACCGGAUCAUGGAAGAGUCGAGCAUGCCAGUGUACUCGCCGCAGGGCGACUUGCUGCACAUGGCGAUUCAGUUUAGCUAUGUCACGAUGUUCAGCGUGAUCUGGCCGUUCUGUGCGCUGUGCGCGUACUGCAACAACACGAUUGCGUCCCGCUUCGACGCGAUCAAGAUGGUGAUCGACUGCAAGCGGUCGGUGCCGCGUCGGUUGAUUGGGAUCGGGCCAUGGCUCGGCGCGUUUAUGUUUGAGACCCUCGUCGCCACGAUGGUGGUGCCGGCCAUUUUCGUCUACGUAACGGGUCAAAUGGAUUCGUUCAGUCCGUCGUGCCCGAUCUCGGUGGAAGACUACGGCCCAGUGACCCAAUGUUUUCCGCUCCUUUGGCGGCUCCUCGCAUUCUGUGUGCUGGAGAAUGUCGGGAUCGCCAUUAGCUUCUUUGUGUACCUGCGCAAGAGCGACAUCUCGACGGAAACGUCGAUCAAGAUCCAGGAGCACUCGCGACGCGCCAAGUACAACGUUCGGAAGAGUGUUCGCACCAUCGGCGAGCACAUUCUCGUGCGCGUACAGCUGUCGCAACACCACCCACACUCAGCGACGGGCACGACCGAGCUAGUCGAGAGCGCAACACACAGUGGAGAGUGGCGCCAAGGCACGGUCGCGUGGGUCAAGAAUGGCCGCAUCAAGGUCAAUUUUUACGCCAACGGCAUGUUUGGUCACGAUUCGCACUCGAUGGAGCACGAAGUGUGGCUCCAACACGAACAGUACGCGCUCAAGAGCCCGAUCCCAGUCCGCGUGUUUGAAAUAGGCAUGCCGGUGCUGCUCGCGUCGUCCAAGCAGGGCCGUUGGCUCGAAGGCCACAUUGUCGGCAUGGACACAGUCAAUCGAUUCGGCAACGAGAUGGUCCACCGGCCGGACGAGAUGCAUUUAUCCAUUGUGGAAGGGCGCAAUUUGCGGUCCAACAUGAUGCGAAACGUGCUGGACCCGUACUGCGUCAUCACAUGUGGCGCGUUCAAGCACAUGACAAGCAUCAAGCGGCACACGUUGAACCCGCUGUGGAACGAGCAGCUUGUGUUUGGCAUGACGGAGAAAGACCUGGCCGCGUCCGAUGGCAAGGUGCUGCUGACCGUGUACAACCACGAUACGUUGUCGCUUGGGGAAUGCAUUGGCGAGGCCGAGAUCGACCUGAAGCUGCACAUGGACGGUAAGAAGGAGAAAUUGUGGGUGCCGCUCGUGCUCAAGAAGUCCAUGCUCAACUUGGAGCUGCUCGGAAACGCCGUGCACAAACUCGCGCUCGGGGAUAACCUCCCCGACCCGCAAAUCCUCCUCGAGCUGCAAUGGAUCGACACACGGUUCCCUGCCCAAGUCCACGUUGCCAUCAAAGACGACGGCCAUGGAGCGCCGCCCCGCGUGCUCAACCGCAAACACUGCGAAAAGCGCCUGUGUUAUGGCAUUCACUCGAGCGAGAUCAAGCACGGCCGCAUCUAUGACACGAACGACGUAUCGUAGUUUUGGUGUUGGAUUGUGAACGCUCGAUGCAGUAGUUUCAAUAUACGUAAGUUGUUUCGUGGCUCUUAUCAUGUACCUGU